CAGACACACAAAGAGACAGAGUAGAGAGGUAGACAGGUACAGGCAGAGCCACAGGAAGGGAAACACAAAAGGGAAACUUGACAAGCAAAGCAGCUGAGAAAUUUAAACAGAGACCAAUAAAUACGGACGUAUAUUUCAAGUUAUGGCCAGGUUAGAUGUCACAGAGGUAUUUCAUGGUAUUUCUUUUCCUGGACACUUGCACACCCAGGAUUCUUUGCAGUUUGCUCUCAAAUUCCCAUUUCAGGACACGGACAUCCUCAUUGUCUCCUAUCCAAAGUCAGGCACCACGUGGAUGCAGGAAAUAGUGACUCUAAUAUCAAGCAGAGGGGACCCACAGUUUUCAAAAACUGUUCCAAACUGGGCUCGGUCUCCCUGGCUGGAGCAGCAUUAUUGUGCUGCGGUACUGGAGGCCUCAUCUGCUACACCUCGAGUAAUCACCACACACCUGCCUUAUCACCUGCUGUGCCAUGCCCUCCAGGGCUCCAAAGCCAAGGUCAUUUAUGUAAGCAGAAACCCAAAAGAUGUGGUGGUUUCUUUUUAUCACUUCCAUAAAAUGGCCAACUUCCUCCCAGAGGCUGGUUCAUUUCAGGAGUUUUUAAAUCGAUUCCUGGGAGGCAAAUUGUCCUUUGGCUCCUGGUUUGACCAUGUUAAAGGCUGGACAAGUCAGUUAGCAACUGUGAGCAAUCUGCUCCACAUCACUUAUGAAGAGAUGUCAUUGGAUCUUCAAGGUGCCAUAAAUAAGGUAAGCUCUUUCCUCCAGUGCUCCCUGGUGGAGGAUGAGCUGAACAACUGUGUGAAACACUGUAGCUUCAACAGCAUGAAAGACAACAACAUGGUCAACUACACCCUCAUUGAUGAAGGAAUAAUAGAUCAUAGCAAGGGGGCCUUCAUGAGGAGAGGUAAGAUUGGUGACUGGACAAACCUUUUCACGGAGGAGCAGAAUCAAUAUUUUGAAAGUGUCUUCAACUCAGAAAUGCAGGGAUGCACUUUAGAGUUUGUGUGGGAAGAGCGAGAUAAAGAGGAGACACGUUAACAAAUCCCACUGAAGACUCACCACAGAACUGUGAAAAGCUUCAUGCCAUCAGAAAUCAUGUUGCAUGCUGUUAGAUGGAUGCCAAGUGAAUUGUUUUCUCUAAGUUGUAGUUUUAAGGAUAUUAUCUGCUUAAAUCAUUGUGAUAUGCAAUUGCAGAGAUACAGUUAAGGGUUGAUACAUUAUGAUAAUGCAUUGCUCAGUACUCAUAAAUUGUCUUUUUGCUGUCUUGCUUCCAUGUAUAUGUCUGUAAAUGUUCCUCUAGUGAUGAUGUAUAUAAGGUUUUGAUAUGAUAAAUGUAUGAAUACAUCUUACAUAAACUGAAUCC
Messenger RNA from Scomber scombrus (Atlantic mackerel), 1358 nucleotides. RefSeq names its product sulfotransferase family 5A, member 1 (gene sult5a1). Gene Ontology annotation, molecular function: sulfotransferase activity. Gene Ontology annotation, biological process: sulfation. Gene Ontology annotation, cellular component: cytoplasm. Bases 143 to 1033 code for a protein of 296 amino acids. The record is from RefSeq and is a predicted model, not a curated record. NCBI's taxonomy places the organism in Eukaryota, Metazoa, Chordata, Actinopteri, Scombriformes, Scombridae. The transcript is spliced from 6 exons.